GCCUGGGGGUGGAUUUGACCGCUUUGGCUAAUGGCUAGCUUGCUUCCGGUAGGGGAUCCCGAGCCACGUCCUCCGACCUCCCCUGCCUAUAUAAAGGGACCCCAGCGAUCAUCGUCUCAAACAACACAAAAACCACAUUGCCAGUGUUGCUAGCAAUAGCAUUCCUCGCGAGCGCAGAUAGGGUUUAGUAGUUGUUCGAUCGCUCGCUUCGAACAACUACCAACAAUUCACUCGAUACACCUUUCUACUCCUCGCCACAGCUUGCCCAUCAUCUGGUCUUGCAUUAAUUCCUUGAGAGAAUUCAUAUGGAUGUCGUAGGGGGCGCCGCCGGCAGUCCGGCAUGCGCCGGCGCCAUGACCGCGCUCGCCCUCCUGCUCUGCGCCUUCAUCUACGCUGCCUGGCUCUCGCCGGCGGCCACCAGGCGCCGCCUCCGCCAGGCCGGAUUCGAUGGGCCCAGGCCGUGCUUCCCCUUGGGCAACCUGCCCGAGAUCACGGCCGCCACCACCACCACCACCGGCAGCAGCAAAAGUAGCAUGGCACUACAGCUGCUGCCCUCCUCCGGCGAGCCAGCGAGCGACAUCCACGCCGCCGUGUUCCCCUACUUCGCGCGCUGGCGCCAGGCCUUCGGCAAGGUCUUCGUCUACUGGCUGGGCACGGAGCCCUUCCUGUACGUGGCCGACCCGGAGUUCCUCAAGGCGGCCACCGCCGGCGCGCUUGGCCGGCGCUGGGGCAAGCCCGACGUGUUCCGCCGCGACCGAAUGCCCAUGUUCGGCAGGGGGCUCAUCAUGUCCGAGGGAGAAGAGUGGGCGCUCCACCGCAACAUCAUUGCGCCAGCCUUCUCCGCCACAAACCUCAACGGCAUGAUCGGGCUGAUGCAGGAGACCACCGCCAAGAUGCUCGCGCGGUGGAACGACGCGGUGGCGGCCGGGCAGAGCGUCGUCGACGUGGAGAGUGGCGUGGUCCGAAACGCGGCGGAGAUCAUCGCCAAGGCGAGCUUCGGCAUCACCGACGCCGCCGCCGGCGCGCGGGUGUUCGACAAGCUGCAGGCCAUGCACGCGACGCUGUUCCAGUCGAGCCGCCCGGUGGCGGUGGGCGUGCCGCUGGCGCGGCUUCUGCACGCGCGCAGGACGUACGGGGCGUGGAGGCUGGGGCGGGAGAUCGACGCGCUACUCAUGGAGAUCAUCGACGCGCGCCGCCGCCAGCAGCAGCAAGGGGGCAAGGACCUGCUGUCGCUGCUGCUGGCCGGGGCCGAGGCCGAGCCGGGCGCCGCCGGCGCGGAGCGGAGGAAGAAGCUGACGGCGCGGGAGCUUGUGGACGAGUGCAAGACCUUCUUCUUCGGCGGGUUCGAGACGACGGCGCUGGCGCUGUCGUGGACGCUGCUGAUGCUGGCGGCGCACCCGGAGUGGCAGGCGGCGCUGCGGGAGGAGGUGACCCGGGAGGUGGGCGAAAGCGGCGAGGAGGCGCUGGACGCCGCCGCUCUCGGGCGGCUGACGAAGAUGGGGUGGGUGAUGAGCGAGGUGCUGCGGCUGUACCCGCCGGCGCCCAACGUGCAGCGGCAGGCGCUGGAGGACGUCACGGUGGCGGCGGAGGGCAACAACAAUGUCGUCGUCGUCCCGCGGGGCACCAACAUGUGGGUGGACGUAGUGGCGAUGCACCGCGACGCGGCGCUGUGGGGCGGCGACGCGCAGGAGUUCCGGCCGGAGCGGUUCGAGCGGGACCCCGUGCAGGGUGGGUGCCGGCACCGCAUGGGGUUCCUGCCCUUCGGCUUCGGCGGCCGCAUCUGCGUGGGGCGCAACCUCACCGCCAUGGAGUACCGCAUCGUGCUGGCCAUGCUGCUGCGCCGCUUCCAGGUGUCGGUGGCCCCAGAGUACCGCCACGCGCCCAGGUUUAUGCUCUCGCUCAGGCCCUCCGCCGGCAUCCAGCUCCGCCUCACGCCGCUCUAGCCUAUUCAUCGGUCAGCUGUCAGCAUGCAUGGAGCCUGGAUUAAUUAACUAAUUAAUAAUAAUCCUGAUCCAGAUCGAGUUCAAUUCUGCAGCUA
Molecule: messenger RNA, 2038 nt
Organism: Setaria italica (foxtail millet)
Lineage: Eukaryota; Viridiplantae; Streptophyta; Magnoliopsida; Poales; Poaceae
Product: cytokinin hydroxylase
Exons: 2
Coding region: 306-1943 (545 amino acids)
Molecular function (GO): monooxygenase activity; iron ion binding; heme binding
Source: RefSeq, a predicted model, not a curated record